AUGAAGACGCAAAGCUGGCAGUUAUAUCAACUGGCGGAGAGAAUCCAUUGGAAGGCGCUCAAGAAUCUGCUAUCGAGUGACCCCGUGCUACGGAUACUGAAUCCUAAGCUAAUCGGAGAGAUACAAGGCCCGAUAUCCCGACCGAAGGUGGCGACUAACGCAGUAGAAGGGAUCAGCGCGAUCAUCCAGCUGCUGCGAGAUGCUGGAUACGUCGCUGAGGCGUUCGAUGCCAUCGAACUGCUGGAAUGCGAUCAGGAUCAGGUGAUCCAUGCGUUCCGAUCGCUGUAUGACAAGCUAAUUCCUCUGAAGGGGAAGUGCGAAUCCGCGGAUUAA
Molecule: messenger RNA, 333 nt
Organism: Peronospora matthiolae
Lineage: Eukaryota; Oomycota; Peronosporomycetes; Peronosporales; Peronosporaceae
Source: the annotation of a GenBank genome assembly